AUGACUUCGAAAGCUGCUUUAAACCCUCUCUUCUUCACUCUCUUAGAACCUUAUAUAAACUACUCCAAACUCCGAUCACUCUUCAUUCUCUCCACCGUCUUCAUCCUCCGAUCUCUCGAACGCAAAAUCGAUCUCGUUCAAAUGUCUUCCACCGGAGAGAAAGGUCUCAUCGUGAGCUUCGGCGAGAUGCUCAUUGACUUCGUCCCCACGGAAUCCGGCGUUUCCCUCUCCGAAUCCUCAGGAUUCCUCAAAGCUCCGGGAGGUGCUCCGGCCAACGUCGCAAUCGCCGUCUCUCGUCUCGGAGGCCGCGCCGCAUUCGUCGGGAAGCUCGGCGAUGAUGAGUUCGGUCAUAUGCUUGCCGGAAUCUUGAGGCAGAACGGCGUCAAUGAUAAAGGUAUCAAUUUCGACAAGGGAGCAAGAACAGCGCUCGCUUUCGUGACUCUGCGUUCCGACGGAGACCGAGAGUUUAUGUUUUACCGGAAUCCAAGCGCCGAUAUGCUUCUCAGGCCCGACGAACUCAACCUCGAACUAAUCAGAUCCGCGAAAGUGUUUCACUAUGGAUCGAUUAGUUUGAUAACGGAGCCAUGUAGGUCGGCUCACAUGAAGGCAAUGGAAGUGGCGAAAGAAGCCGGAGCUCUUCUUUCUUACGACCCUAACCUCAGGGAACCUCUUUGGCCAUCUUCUGAAGAAGCUCGGUUACAGAUCUUGAGCAUCUGGGACAAGGCUCAGAUCAUUAAGGUCAGUGACGUCGAGCUUGAGUUCCUUACCGGAAACAACACCAUCGAUGAUGAUGCAGCUAUGUCUCUCUGGCAUCCCAAUUUGAAGCUCUUGCUUGUUACCCUCGGCGAGAGAGGUUGUCGUUACUACACUAAGAAAUUCCAUGGAACUGUUGAAGCUUUCAAUGUGAACACGGUGGAUACUACCGGAGCUGGAGAUUCCUUCAUCGGCGCGUUUCUAAGUCAGAUUGUUGAUGAUCAAUCUGUACUUGAGGAAGAAGAGAGGUUGAGAAAAGUGCUGAAAUUCGCAAACGCUUGUGGAGCAAUUACGACAACCAAAAAGGGAGCCAUUCCAGCUCUUCCUUCAGAUUGUGAAGCUCACUGCUUUCUUAAAGACAAAUAGAGACAAAAUUACGACGGCUUCUCUUUUAUCUGUUGUUGUAAUUUUGUUUUUUAAUUUGGAUCCUUGCUGAUUAUAAAAAGGAUCCCAAUGUGAAAAAUUUCUGUUUCUCUCUUUCUGUCUCUUCUUCUACUUCUUCUUCAAUGUAUUGAUUCAAAAAAACUUGUGCU
Messenger RNA from Eutrema salsugineum, 1286 nucleotides. Its product is annotated as probable fructokinase-2. Gene Ontology annotation, biological process: fructose metabolic process. The record is from RefSeq and is a predicted model, not a curated record. NCBI's taxonomy places the organism in Eukaryota, Viridiplantae, Streptophyta, Magnoliopsida, Brassicales, Brassicaceae. Gene Ontology annotation, molecular function: fructokinase activity. Bases 1 to 1119 code for a protein of 372 amino acids. The transcript is spliced from 4 exons. Gene Ontology annotation, cellular component: cytosol.